AUGGCCACCGCGUCGUCCUCCGUCUCGCGCGCAUGGGACUCAAUCCUCGGCUCCGACUCCCUCGACUCCCCGCCCGCUGCCUCCCCUUCCGACUCCCGCUCCCCUUCCGCCACCCCCGCCGCCUCCGACGCCGCGUCGCUGCUGGAGCGCCUGUGCCCGUGGACUAGCGUGGAGUUCGGUUAUCCUGGGUCUCUUAAUUACCGCUCGUUGCUGCUUGACUUUCACGGGCAGUUAGUGUCGCCGUGGCACCACGUGCCGCUGCACGCUAAGAACGGCGCGCUGCACUUCGUGUGCAAGACACCGCAGGACUGCUGGGUCAAGUACGAGGCGGCGCCCGACGAGGACUACACGCCAAUCCGCGUACACCGCGCUCCCGCUCCCGCCGCCGCCGCCACCGCCGCCGCCACUGCCGGCGGUGUUUCGUCGCCGUCGCCGUCGCCGUCGGGUCUGCAGUUGCGGGACCCGCAACAGCCGUCGCACGGGCAGCAGGGUGCGCCGAGCCGCGACGGCGAGGCGUCGAGGCGAGAGGACCUCGGACUGCCGCGGCAGGAGGGCGACUUAAAGGAACGCGCCGCGGUGGACUGGACGCGGCUCCGGCCGCAGCACUACGCGGAGAACUCGAUGUUCAACGUGGGGUUCCUUCCGCAGACGUACGCGGACCCCGAGCAGCCCGUGGGAGCGGACGCCGCCGGCGGAAUUUUCGGCGGCGGCGACGGCGGAGGCAGUGGCGGCGUGUGGGAGGGGUUGGUGAACGACGGGCGGCCGAUCGAGGCGAUCGAAAUCGGCGGAAAGCGCAUGCGCACGGGGGAGGUCUGUUCCGUGCGCCCGCUCGCGGUGUUCGCGGUCGCGGGGCCGGCGCGCGCAGAGAUGAGCGCGGAGGGGGGAGCGGGUGGGGGAGGAAGCGCGGCAGGCUCAGGGGCAGGAGAGGGGGAAGCGGAACGCGACUGCGGAGCGGAGGCAAGCGCGGAGGGGCGGCGGGCGCUGUCGUGGGUAGUGGUGGUGGUUUCCACGGAGGACGCUCUAGCGAGUGUGAUACAAGAGGGGGCGACGGGGAUACCGUCCGUGCUGUUACCCGUGCUGGAGCAGAUCGUGGAGUGGGUGCGCUUCGCGCCUUGCGUGAAUCAAGAGGACGACGAGGCGGAGUUUCCGCUGGGCGAGGAGCCGGGGGGAAUGCAAGCGGCCAUGGUGGUGGUGGCGCAGGCGCACUGCGCGUGGCAGCUGCUGGCGGACGACUGCCCGCCGCCGCCCCCCUGGGUGCCCGCGGACCGCGUCCUUUCCGCCUCCGCGCUGCACCAGAUCUGGCAGUCGCGCGGGUACCUGCCCCCCGCUCCGCCGCGCCUUGCUUCCUCCGCCUCUGCCUCCGCCUCCGCCUCCGCCGCCAGAGCCGCUUCCCCUGCUCCGUUCCCCACGUCCUCCUCCGCCCCUCUAGGGCCGGCCCCGCCGCCCUCCUCGUACACCUCCGCCUCCGCCUCCGCGUCCGCCUGCGCAUCCCGCCCCGCGCCUCUCCCCCCCAACCUAUCCAUGCCAUCCCUGCAUCUCACCGCCUCCUCCUCCUGCUCUUCCCCCUCCGCUUCCCCCCUCCAUGCCUCCAACCCUCCCGCCGACUCCGCCUACCCGCUCCCCCCAGUCUCCCCCUCCUUCCCCUCCCCUCCGCCGUUCUCCGCGUCGUCCCCGUCCGCUUCCCCGCCGCCCGCGCUGCCCCCGUUCGGCGCGAUCCCCAUGUCAGACCAGCGCGUGGGGUCGUCGUCGCGGCGCAACGAGGCGCACGCCGCGGGGGGCCUGGGCGCGGGGGAGCUGGGCGCGCCUAUGGACGGAGCAGCCAUUGGGGGGAGCUUCAGGGGAAGCGGGCGCCUCCGGGGCUCCUCGUUACAGCCACAGUCACAGCAGCAGCCGCAGCAGCAGCAGCAGCAGAACGCGCUGCUGCUGCCACGUGGCGCUCCCUCAUUGGAGAGACUGUUCGGCCACCGCAAGGGCAAAGGCAGCAGCCACAGCGGCAGUGCUGGGAGGGGGGAAGUGGGGGGUGGGGCAACAGAUGCAUAUGCAGAUGAGGAUGAAGCAGCAGCAGCACGAGGGGAGCUGUUUGGGCGCGGAUUGUCUCUGAGCAGGGCGGAGAGGGAGGCAAGAGAGGAGCGAGAGGAGGAAACGGUGGAGGACGGUGCUGGGAUGUUCAACCGGCAGUUGAGCCUGGACCAGUUGUACCUGAGGAGGAAGAAGAGGGCGGAGAGGAGGCUCAGGGGCGCUAACAGCAGCGCCUCUGAUGCUCCUCCUCUCUCGCCUCCCACUAGCUCGGCUCUGGGGUGGGUACUUGGGGGAGGGAGGAUCAGCAGCGGCGGUGGUAACGGCAGUGGGUAUGAGGGUGGGAGGAGGCGUGGGGAAGAGAGUGUGGCAGGCGUGCAACACGGGAGCAAAGAUGAUGCGACACUUCUUGCGUUCCGUCUGUCCCCGUCCCUUGUGUCCUCGCACCCUGGUGGUGCGACGCCUAGUCAAUCCAUGGCCGGUCCAGAGGGAUCGGCGCAUGAGGCGUCAUCUGCCAUUGGUGGUUUACCACGUAGCAUUGGCAGCAGCAGCAGCAGCGGCGGCGGCGGCGGCGGCAUGAGCACGGGUAUUCAGGGCCGGUGGUGUGAUUUGAUAGAAGAGUAUGGGGGGUCUGGUGCUAGAAGCAAUGCAAGUCCGACUGAACCUGCCCGCCCGCCCCUCCCUCGCCCACUGCCUCCGAGAGCCCCUUCGCUCACCAGGCAGGGGCUGGGAGGAAGGGCAGGGGAGAGGGGGGGUGAGGGGCCGGAGAGAGAGGACAAAGGGGAGGAUAGGGAAGAGGCAGUGGUAGAGGGUGAGGAGCAGGGGCAAGGAGAUGGUGAAGACCUGGGGUUGGAUUGCAGUGCAAGCAAUGGCCAUGGGACCAACAGCAGCAGGUGUGUUGUCAGUUUGGAAGAGCAUGGAUUCCAGGCAGAGGAGAGUGGUCUUGCCCUAUCUGCUGCUUCUCCAUCGUCCGCCCCUUCAGCGGAAUCAUCAGAGGCAGCAGCAGCGGCGGCGGCGGCGGCGGCGGCGGCAGGGAUGAGUAGGAGUCCGAGCAGGGCAGGGAAGCGGCAGGUGUCUUUCCACUCAGUGGUGAAGGUGAUAGAGUUUGUGCAGGCACGGGACGGAGAGGACAGCAGCAGUGGCAGCGAGUGA
This is a messenger RNA of Closterium sp. Naga37s-1, 3168 nucleotides long. The record is from the annotation of a GenBank genome assembly. Lineage: Eukaryota; Viridiplantae; Streptophyta; Zygnematophyceae; Desmidiales; Closteriaceae.